This is a messenger RNA of Candidozyma auris, 318 nucleotides long. RefSeq lists its product as uncharacterized. Gene Ontology annotation, biological process: proteasome regulatory particle assembly. The transcript has a single exon. The record is from RefSeq and is a predicted model, not a curated record. Lineage: Eukaryota; Fungi; Ascomycota; Pichiomycetes; Serinales; Metschnikowiaceae. The coding region runs from base 1 to 318 and encodes 105 amino acids. Gene Ontology annotation, molecular function: protein-macromolecule adaptor activity.
AUGUCCUCAGAAACGAAGCCUAUAAGCACUGAAGAGUUCAAGCUAGCACUCAGUGAUUUGACGAACGAGAAUAUUAAUUCCGUGUUGCUGCAAUUGGAAAGGUCCAUAAGCAAACUCAAAGAGACUAAUGAGUACCUCGAAAAGGAGAUCGAGCAGACGUCAGACCAAGAGAGCAUAGACCUCUACAAAGAGACCAUACUGGAGAAUGUUGAAGUUAUGAAAAACCAAAGUGCUCGUUUAGAUGCUAUAUCGGAGGAGUUGUCCAGACGUGGAGUGAAACCGUCGAAAGAGGAAGAACAAGAAGGCAUCUACUUGUGA